UGUUUGCCCGUAUUCGCGUCCAGAGCUGCACCCAGAGCGGGUCUGAGCCUCUGCUCGGGUGUAGCACUGCGGAACACGGGGGCCGCGUCCAUUUCCACAGGAACAGGGGAAAUGGAGCCGCUAUUAUUGAUGUUUGGUCGAUAUGUCACGGGGUCGUGGUUUGCUGACAGCAGCAGGAUGGUCCGGCGACACAAGUCAAGCGUGGCUCCCAGAGCAUCUGUCCUGCCGGCCUGUCAGCCGCAGUGAGGCUGCUCCCCGGGGCAGAGCGGAGCUGCCUGAGGGAUGCCAAUGAAUUAUUCAGCCACAUGCUGCAUAUGAUCAGCGAAGCCCGGGACUGUGCAGCUCUGCUGCUGGGGACAGUGAGGGACUAUCAGGGCGGAGGGUGGCUGCGAUUUGGCUGCGUGAGCCUUCCUGCAGUUUGUUGUGCAGAGGUUUCCAGAGCAGACUGUGUGUGAGCCGGGCAGGAUCCUCAUGGCACAGUGUCGCACAGGACGCUGUGCGUUUUAGACUGACAGUAGAAGACGACGUCAGCUGCGUGGCUGGAGCUUCAGAAGAAACCUCCGGCUCUGGGUGGGCGACCAAGAUAAAAGUGCAAAUAUAUGACAGCCGCAGAUGAAGUGUACGACAGCAGUGACGCUACAGGGUCGUCGUCUUCCUUCUGACAGUGACGGCUGAUGUUUCCAGAGUGAGACGGGACGCCGACUCCCGUGUCCGCUGUCCUCAAUCAGAGCAGGGUUACACCAGUGUUUGCCUAAAUGUUUCUCCCUCUCCUCCUCUUACCCCCCAUGACUGAACCGGUCCAUGCCCCCCCCUCGAUGUGUUUAGGUGAGUGAUGGAGACCAGAGAGUUGGCCGUGGUCGCCAGCAGCUUCGUGGGCUUCCAGCUCCUGUUCUCAGUGGCCAGCCCACGGCUUUCCUCCACCAUCACACCAGGUUACAGGCAGCUGCCGCCCCCCAAGCUCACUGAAUGGAACUCCAGGUUGGUGUCGACUGUGCACGCUCUGGUUGUUGGCCUGUUCUGUCUGUACAUCCUGUGGUUUGAUGACAAAGUCAACGCCAACCCCGUCUGGGGUGACCCCAGCCUGGUCAAACUCAACGUGGCCAUAACCUGUGGCUACCUCCUCUACGAUCUGGUGCUGCUGGCCUGUAACUGGAGCACUAUGGGGGACAGCUUCUUUGUCUGUCACCACUUGGCGGCGCUCUAUGCAUAUGGAUAUGUGCUGACCCGUGGCGUGCUUCCCUACUUUGCCAACUUUCGUCUCAUCUCAGAGUUGUCCACGCCGUUUGUGAACCAAAGGUGGUUCUUUGAUGCGCUAAAGUACCCCCGCUCACACCGGAUGGUGGUGAUAAACGGCGUUGUCAUGGCAGUGGUGUUCUUCCUGGUGCGCAUCGCCGUCAUGCCGUCCUACUGGGCAAGUGUAUUCGCCACCUUUGGCACUCCGGACUUUGAGCGGCUGGGCUUGGGCGCUCAGGUGGCCUGGAUCACAUCCUGCAUCGCCCUGGACAUCCUGAACACUGUCUGGAUGUAUAAGAUCGCCCGAGGAUGCUACAAGGUCCUCACCAGGAGCGGAGGGCGAAAGGUGACGGACGGAGCAGAGGCAUCGUCUUCCUCAGACAGGAAGCACAUCAACAACCACACAGACUAGAGAUGGAGCGCGAAGGAAGUGCAGACACAGACGUAAGCAGGGAGGGAGGCUGGAGCAUCCCCGUCCUCACACCCCCAGUGUUACCCCUUGAUCCCCCUGAAGUGAACCAGUGGGCCGGGCUCAGAGCGCUCCAGCUCUGACCCUGCCACGGGACAAGGAACCUGCUCUCUGACUCGCCGUGCACCAGCCACUGCAGCCCUGGUGUGUCUGCUGGUAUCCUGCUGAGCGAUGGCUUUCACCAGAGCUCCCAAGCACACACUUUAAAGUCCAUCUGUCACACACCCGCACCAUCACUCUGUCACCUGCCCUCAGCCUCAUCUGACGCUUAACUUCAGCCAAAGCCCAACCCUCUGAAGUGCCUGUGAAGACAGGAAAGCAAUAAUAGUGAAGGAACGAGAUCCCAGUUCAGCAGAGCUUGGUCCCUUCAGAAGACAAACAUCUCCUGAGCGCCUGGCGGCGACUUCUGUGCUUCAGGCUCCGUCCACGGUCGAGAAGCUGCGGCCUACUCUCCCCUCAGACCCGCACAGUGUCUGUCAGGCUAUAGGGCUUUUGUCUUUAACUCAACAGACCUCACAGAGACAGAGAAACACCGUGAUGCCUCUUCUACAGUAUCACCUGCUGUGGCCUCCUUGCGGCGACUGCCUGCAUCACCAGCCAUGCCCCUCCAACCUCCUACACUCUGGAUGACCAUUGAAGAGAAUAUGCAGCGCGCAGGACAGAGAUCCACCGCCCUCGGCUUCUCACAAGACCACUCGGGCCUUUCACCGCUGACUAUGUUGGUGUCGCUGUGCUGCACUCGGCUCUUUAGUCUCUCGGUUUACUCAGCCUUGUCCCAGUAACGCGUGCAAUCAUAUGGUGGCCCUCUGCCUCGCUGCUCCGCUGUCCAGAGACCUGGUCGAUGAGCUGUCACCUGCUGUUUUUCUUUGCACUAUAAAGACUGAUUUUAGCAUCACCCCCUCUGCAGCCAGUGCAGUGCGGCGAAAUGUGUCCACUGUGUCGGGAGGCGGUU
Monopterus albus (swamp eel) is the source of this 2654-nucleotide messenger RNA. RefSeq names its product TLC domain containing 4b (gene tlcd4b). Gene Ontology annotation, cellular component: endoplasmic reticulum; membrane. The coding region runs from base 833 to 1645 and encodes 270 amino acids. NCBI's taxonomy places the organism in Eukaryota, Metazoa, Chordata, Actinopteri, Synbranchiformes, Synbranchidae. The transcript has 7 exons. The record is from RefSeq and is a predicted model, not a curated record. Gene Ontology annotation, biological process: lipid homeostasis.